This is a messenger RNA of Condylostylus longicornis, 2026 nucleotides long. It is a transcript of the gene Bx42, whose product is annotated as puff-specific protein Bx42. The transcript has 2 exons. Gene Ontology annotation, biological process: mRNA splicing, via spliceosome. The record is from RefSeq and is a predicted model, not a curated record. Gene Ontology annotation, cellular component: spliceosomal complex. The coding region runs from base 91 to 1704 and encodes 537 amino acids. Lineage: Eukaryota; Metazoa; Arthropoda; Insecta; Diptera; Dolichopodidae.
UUUCUAUUUCUUGGUUUGUGCCUUUGUGAAACUAAAUAGUAAAAUAAAGUUAUAUUGAAAAUAUUGUAUUAAUAAAGAAUUUUAGAAAAAAUGUCUUUAUCCACUUUACUUCCUGCCCCCACUAAUUCGAUAUGGGACAGAGAAGAUGAAAGACGAGUCGCUGGCGCACCUAAAAUGGGUGCUUUAGUAUCUGCGAAAAUAGCAGCACCUCCAUACGGUCAGAGAAAGGGCUGGGUUCCGAGAACUGAAGCGGAUUUUGGAGACGGUGGAGCUUUUCCUGAAAUUCAUGUAGCCCAGUACCCGUUAGGUCUUGGAGCUCCAGGCAAUAUUGGAAAAAAGUCAAACGCAUUAGCCAUUCGCUUAGAUGAAACUGGUAAAAUUAAAUAUGACGCCAUAGCAAGGCAAGGUCACGGAAAAGAUAAAAUUGUUUACUCUAGUAUAAAUCAGCUACUGCCUGCAGAAGUUCUAGCUGAAGAUGCGGAAGAACUUCAAAGACCAGAUGAAGAAACAAUAGCAGAUGUAACCGAACAAACACGUAAAGCGUUGGAAAAAUUGACGAAUCAAAAGAUCGCUGCAGCAAUGCCUGUUAGGCAUGCAGAAAAAUCUGCUCCAGCGCAAUAUAUUCGAUAUACUCCAUCACAACAAGGAGACGCAUUUAAUUCUGGUGCGAAACAGCGAGUUAUUCGUAUGGUAGAAGCGCAAGUAGAUCCUAUGGAACCACCGAAGUUCAAAAUCAAUAAAAAAAUACCUCGUGGACCACCGUCUCCUCCUGCUCCAGUGUUACAUUCUCCUUCUAGGAAGGUGACAGUUAAAGAGCAAAAAGAAUGGAAAAUUCCACCUUGUAUAUCGAACUGGAAAAAUGCAAAAGGAUACACUAUUCCAUUAGACAAACGUUUAGCUGCAGACGGUAGAGGUCUUCAACAAGUUCACAUAAACGAGAAAUUUGCCAAAAUGGCGGAAGCAUUGUAUAUAGCUGAUAGAAAAGCGCGAGAAGCCGUAGAAGCUCGAGCUCAAUUAGAAAAGAAAUUGGCACAAAAAGAAAAGGAAAAGAAAGAAGAUAUGUUACGGCAAAUGGCCCAACGAGCAAGGGAGGAGCGUGCUGGCCUUCGUUUACCUGAUGAAGUUAAUAAUAAUCCUGAAGUAAGAGAACGUGAUGAAUUACGUGCUGAACGACAUAGGGAGAGAGUACGCGAUCGAAACAUCGCAAGAGCUGCUCCAGAUAAAAGGUCAAAAUUACAGAGAGAAAGAGAACGUGAUAUUUCCGAACAGAUUGCUCUAGGAAUGCCUGCAAAAACGAAUACUGCUGGUGAAGCACUGUUUGAUCAAAGACUAUUUAAUACUACUAAAGGAAUGGAUUCAGGAUAUGGAGAUGACGAAGCCUACAAUGUAUAUGAUAAACCAUGGCGCGGAGAUAAUUCGUUAGCAAAUCAUUUGUACAGACCUAGCAAACAAGUUGACAAUGAUGUUUAUGGAGCAGAUUUAGAUAAAAUAGUAAAUACACAGCGUUUUGUACCAGACAAAGAAUUCAGUGGAACAGAUAGAAGUGGGCAAAAUCCAAGAACGGGCCCUGUUCAAUUUGAAAAAGAAGAAGAUCCUUUCGGUUUAGAUCAGUUCUUGACUAUGGCUAAGAAAGCUCCAAAAAGACGAGAAGAUGAUCGCAAUGACAAGGAUCGGAGUAGUGAUCGUAAAAAGCGAAGAGAUUAAAUUAAUAACAUUGUAUAAUAAACUUUUUUACGACAUUCUAUGAUCUAUAUUUAGUUCAAAUAAGGAGUAAAAAUUGCACGAAGACUAUACGAAACAUGAAUCAAAUAUCAAAUAAAAAUGAAAUAUCUUCCAUUAACGAAAAAGUAAUGUAAUCAAUUUACUUUGUUAUUUGAAAUAAAAUACUACUUUCAAUACAAUAAUUGUAUCUAAAUCAGGGCAAAUUGAAUAUAUAAAUUAAGAUGAAUAACAAAUUGAUAGUCAAAUUUUUAUAAAUUCUUAGAAGCAUCUUCAGAGCUUCAAACUAAGAAUAUAAAGUAAAUAA